AUGUAUGGCCUGGUCUUGUUGGAAACGCAGGAGCUCGGUGCUUUGGUCAAUGCCCCUGAAGCAAGGUGGCAGCUGGCCGACAACGUGCUGCUGCUGGGCAGCCCUGCUCUCCACGGCGGCACAUGGGUGCGCAGCUGUUCCGUGGCCUGGGAGCCCAAGGCCUCGUGGUCGGCCACGAGGCUACGGCGGCUACGGUGUGGCGGUGCUCCGAAGAGUGAAGGCUGGACCUAUGGUGAAUACAAGGACGAGUCAAUCGAAGAGGCGCUCCUUUCCUUCGCUGAUUUUCCUAGCUGGUUUAACUUCAUGCUUUAUCCAGUGUCAAAGUUGGCUUUGGGCUACAGAUGGCCUCUGCUAGGACAGCAUUCCCAGUGCUGCCACGAAGUGUUGGCUGCUCCGAUUCGCUGCGAGGAGUUGAAACUUCCAAGGCUGGAAAAGAUUGACAAACCGAAAGGUGCGCUAGUGCAGCACAGUGCUCAAAACGAAAAGGGCACAUGGGCACAUCGUUCAAGAGUUCUUCGUGGCCGUGCAAGACAUUUUGACUUUUAUGACAACGGCACUGCAGGCAAUGGACAGCAGCGGACAGGAAACCUUGGCGAUUUGCUGCACGCGGUGGCCGAUGGCAGGAGGCCCUUUAAUUUGGUUUGUGGUUUGGAAGCCAAGACAGGCCAUAGCUUUGCUCGAGAGCUCCGACAUACCUUUGGAGGCAACGUGCGAUGUUCGGCACUGGAGGCGGUACGCUACUUGAAACCCAAAACACAGAGAUAUUUCUACACAGAAACCUUUGGAAACCUUUGGAAACCUUUGGAAGCUUACUUUUUGCAGAGAUAUUUCUUGAGCGGACAUUGCUCUACAAAGAAAGAGUCCUUUCUUUUGCACAGCGUCCACAGCCAGGCCUUGGAAGAGGUGCUCAAAAUGGCUCCAAAGCUCGAUGCAAAGGGCUUUGCAGCAGUGUUGGCUGCGUGCCAACGCUUGGACAUUGUCGAGGGUCUGGACUUUCUCAAGACAGCCUUAGAUGAGCAGAUUCCGCUAACAGAAGCUAGUUAUGUUCAUGGCAUCAACCUCUGCGUAGCCUAUGGCAAGUGGGAACUAUCCUUGGAAGUGCUGAAUCAGGUGGUUCAGCUUGGCAUAAGUCGCGAACUUGAUUGGAAGAUGCUUGGUGCAGCGAGGCGGACUUGUUUGGAGGCUGGCCAAUGGCAAAAGGUGCUGGAGCUGAGUGAGAAGAGCUCUGAGCAUUCAGAGCAGGAUGCCUAUGGCUACGCGGCACAGAUGAUCGCUCUGGAGAGGCUGGGGCAGCUCCAGGAGGCCUACCAUUUGUUCAAGGAGAUGGUGGAGAACUCGGUGACUCCGAAUCAGCACGUGUACGCUGCAUUGAUUGGAGAUGGUUCAGAUGAGAACGCGUGGCAACGUGCCUUGCACCUCCUGGAGGACAGCCGCUUACGGAGUGUCACCGCCAACCAAAUGAUGUUUGGCAAGGCAAUCAACUGCUGCGUCCCUGCAGCCCAGUGGGAGGCUGCAUUAUGCUUGUUGCGAGACAUGGACAGAGCCUGUUGUGUCUCCUGCGUGGCGCUCUCCAGUGCACUCCGUGCGUGUGGAGAAGGCUUGCAAUGGCAGAGGGCCCUUGGGCUUUUGCAUGCAGCUCCAAAGCUCUCGGUUGAACAGGAUGCCGACCUUUGGAAUUUUGCCAUUUGUGCCUGUAGCCUUGCGGGGAAGGGCAGGAUGGCGGAGCAAUUGUUGCGCUCCAUGAAGGCCAAAAAAGUGAUGCCAAGUUUGGAGUGCUACCACAGCACGUUGAACGCGAUGGGAUGCGACGCAGAGGAUACAUUCAAUGAGGAUGCGGUGGCGCGGCUCCUCUCUGUGAUGCAAAAGGAGGGGCUAGAACCGACGACUGUCACUCUCAAUUCUGCCCUAGGUGUUUCCGUGCAAAAAGGGCGUUGGCAAGAGGCCCUGGCCUUUGGACAACGUCUUCGGAAGCAGAGCAUCGCGCCCUCCGAGGUGACCUAUGGAGAGCUGAUCAGUGCAUGCAAGGAAUCCAGGAAGUGGCAAGUUGCUUUGAGUCUCCUGGAGGCCUCGCUAGCCGAAGAUUCCACCACUAGUGUGACAACCUUCAACAUCGCAAUCAGCGUUUGCGAGAGCAGUGGCAAGUUGGAAUUGGCGAUUCGCCUCCUGCGGAGAAUGCAGGAGCUGGGUCUGAAACCUGACGUUUACAGCUACAAUGCGGUUCUUGCUGCGUGUCAAGAUGCCGGAGACUGGCAGAUGGGAUUGGCUAUCUUCGAGGAGAUGAAAAAACAAUCCAUCAUGCCGGAUAUUUACAGCUAUGGCGCAGUGAUCCUUUCUUGCAGCAUGGCCAUGCAGUGGGAAUGGGCAGUGAACCUUUGGCACCAGAUGGAGUCACAGGGCCUUGCUGCGAACGGCGUGAUUCUGAGCAGCGUGGCUGGCGUUUGCAGCCGCUGCGGACAACAGGCGUGGGUGGAUUAUUUGCUGGCAGAAAUGCGGCGAAGAGGUGCCUCCCUGGACAACAACGCCUUCUCUGUGUCAGUUGACUUGGACACCGAUGCCGGUGCUGUCGCUGCUGAAGAGGAGGAAUCUCAUAGCAGUGCUGCAGCCCCUGUGGCCGAGGAAGAGUCGGAACAGUUGGAACAGCAGAAGCUCUCGGGAGCAUCUCUAAAGGUGUUCAUGGAGAAGGUGGAAGGAGCGUCCAAACUCUACAUGGAGGCUCUGAAGGAUGGAGCCUUUACACCAUGGGUGCGACCUGGUAGGCUGUUGGACCUUCACGGAAUGAGCACAGAGGUUGCAAAGGUGGCAGUUUACGUGGCGCUUUCUGGCGUGCCAGAUCUGGAAGAAGAUGAUCUUGCCUUCCUGUGGGGACUAAAGAUCAUCGUUGGCAAGGGCAUUCACAGCAAGGACAACCAGGUGGUUUUGGAACCGGUGGUUCGUGAGCUGCUGGAAGAUGUCUUUCAACUGCAAGUGAGCGAGACAAGUGAGGGCGCAUUCCGUGUGUAUCGGCAGGACAUUUGGGCCAUCAAAUGUGAGGGUGUGUGGCCACCCAAGUGGCUAAAAGAGGGCAAGAAGCCACCAAAGGCAUGGCUUCAGCGAAGACGGUGGCUGCCAGAACUGCCUCAGAGUCUCCGAGAGAGGAGUCGGCGUAUCUCUAAGCGAUUGAGUCGGAUAAGCACAAGAGAUCGUGCAUUGACUGCGGAAAAAAGCCUGCCGAAGGACAUUUUGAUGAACUUCUGCCCUUGCUCCAGAGUUGGCUUCAAGCAUUUAAUGCAGAUACAUUCACAAGACAUCACAAGACAUUGA
This is a messenger RNA of Cladocopium goreaui, 3300 nucleotides long. NCBI's taxonomy places the organism in Eukaryota, Dinophyceae, Suessiales, Symbiodiniaceae. The record is from the annotation of a GenBank genome assembly.